AGGUAAAAAAAAAUUAAUUAAAAAAAUAACCCCUUAAUUUUCGGUUGAUUUCUAUGGUUGUAGUUUAAUGGAAAUGUGUUGUUUAGUCUUUUAGCUAUGACCCCUUAUUGAGUGUUCAGGGUUUCAUUUUUUUUCCUUUUCUCUUUCUAUUCAGUUGAAUUUUUCUUUUUCAAGAUACUUUUUUUUUUUUGAGACCCUCUGGAUCUACCUCCCUGUCUAGAAUUUUUUUUUCAAGAUUUUGUUUUUAUUGUUUGGUUGGUUUGUUGUUUUGGGGUUUGUGAAUUGUAGCUGUAGUUUGAUUGGUUUUGAUUGCUAUGGAUGAUAUUUACCACAGGCAAGGGCUAGUGUCACAUGAUCCUCCUCCUGGUCACUUUUCACGCUUGGAGAACAGAAGGGCUGAAGACGAUCUUUAUUUGAGAAAGCGAGUAAGGAUGAGAAGGUGGCUGUGUUGCACCUGUCAAGUGGAGGAGUCCUAUCCCUCACAUGAAACCGAGCACCUUAAAAACCCUGCAAGUCAUGCUGAUGGAUAUCAGAAAGGGUCGAGAGUAUCAGAUCCUUUCAAGGCUGAAGCGGAAAAAGCAAUACCAACUAUAGAGGUCCCAGAAUUGUCUUUGGAUGAACUAAAAGAGGAAACUGACAAUUUUGGAUCGAAAGCAUUAAUUGGUGAAGGAUCUUAUGGGAGAGUAUACUAUGCUAAUCUAAGCAACGGCAAAGCAGUCGCUGUGAAAAAGCUUGAUGUUUCAUCCGAGCCUGAGACUAAUGUUGACUUCUUGACUCAGGUCGCUAGAGUUUCAAAAUUGAAGCAUGACAAUCUUGUUGAGUUGCUUGGUUACUGUGUUGAAGGAAACAUUCGUGUAUUAGCUUAUGAGUUUGCAACGAUGGGGUCCUUGCAUGAUAUUUUGCAUGGAAGGAAAGGUGUUCAAGGGGCACAGCCUGGCCCAACACUUGAGUGGGUGCAGCGGGUGAAGAUUGCUGUUGAUGCCGCAAGGGGCCUCGAGUAUUUGCAUGAGAAGCUCCAACCUUCUAUAAUACACAGGGAUAUCAGAUCAAGCAAUGUCCUUCUCUUCGAAGACUACAAAGCAAAGAUUGCAGAUUUUAACCUGUCAAACCAGGCUCCUGACAUGGCUGCUCGCCUUCAUUCUACUCGAGUUUUAGGAACAUUUGGCUAUCAUGCACCAGAAUACGCUAUGACUGGACAACUGACACAGAAGAGUGAUGUCUAUAGCUUUGGAGUUGUCUUGCUUGAACUUUUGACUGGAAGAAAACCUGUAGAUCAUACAAUGCCUCGAGGACAGCAGAGCCUGGUUACUUGGGCUACCCCGAGACUGAGUGAAGACAAAGUCCAGCAAUGUGUUGAUCCAAAGCUGAAAGGAUGUCCUCCAAAAGCAGUGGCUAAGAUGGCAGCGGUGGCAGCACUGUGCGUGCAAUACGAGGCUGAAUUCCGUCCAAAUAUGAGUAUUGUAGUCAAAGCUCUCCAACCACUACUGAGGGCACCUGCUGCACCUGCUCCAGAAGUAUAGGGAGCCGAUCAUCGCUCGCUUGUUCUGGAAUUUCUACAUGCUAAUUUGUAACUGUUUUGGUAUAUCAUCCCAGUAUUUCAUUUGUGACGUGAUUUCGAAAAAACAAAAAACAAACAGAGACUUCAAUUUUUUUUCCCCUUUAUUGAAACUGGUGUGUAGGAUUUGAUUGAUUGCUUAACUUACAUGGUGAGAUUGUUUGAGGAUUUCCCUGAGAACUGAGGGGUGUCUAUAUUUAUUUAUUUUUCCCUGAAAGAGAACACCUGGAGUCUGUUCAAUUUCUGUAAUAUAUUUGUACUUAUUGUUGUUGUAUUA
This is a messenger RNA of Capsicum annuum, 1832 nucleotides long. Its product is annotated as PTI1-like tyrosine-protein kinase 3. Gene Ontology annotation, molecular function: ATP binding; protein tyrosine kinase activity. The record is from RefSeq and is a predicted model, not a curated record. The transcript is spliced from 8 exons. Gene Ontology annotation, biological process: protein phosphorylation. Bases 315 to 1520 code for a protein of 401 amino acids. NCBI's taxonomy places the organism in Eukaryota, Viridiplantae, Streptophyta, Magnoliopsida, Solanales, Solanaceae.